Molecule: messenger RNA, 3399 nt
Organism: Apis cerana (Asiatic honeybee)
Lineage: Eukaryota; Metazoa; Arthropoda; Insecta; Hymenoptera; Apidae
Gene: Cypl
Product: peptidyl-prolyl cis-trans isomerase-like 1 Cypl
Biological process (GO): protein folding; protein peptidyl-prolyl isomerization
Cellular component (GO): catalytic step 2 spliceosome
Molecular function (GO): peptidyl-prolyl cis-trans isomerase activity
Source: RefSeq, a predicted model, not a curated record
AGAUAUUUUUAUAUUUACACGUGAUAAAAGUUACACAGUACAUGUGAGGUUAGAUUUUGAUAUUUUCAUCUAAUUUAAUUUCUUAUAAUAAGUGAUAGAUAUUAAAAUUAAAUCAGAAAGACAUUACUAAAAAAAUAUAAUUGAAUUAACUAAAAAACAAGGAUAACGGUGAAAUAGUCGUCAUUAAAAACAUUAUAUAAAUAUGGCUCUUACAAAUAUAUCUGGUAUUCCUGAUAAACAUUGGCAACCGCCAUUUGUAGCAUUUGAAACAACCAUGGGUGAAAUAGUAAUUGAACUCUACUGGAAGCAUGUGCCAAUUACAUGUAGAAAUUUUGCUGAACUUACACGACGUGGAUAUUACAAUGGAACGAAGUUUCAUAGAGUUAUUCGAGAUUUUAUGAUACAAGGCGGUGAUCCUACUGGAACUGGGAAAGGUGGUGUAUCUAUUUAUGGAGAAUGUUUUGAUGAUGAAAUUCAUGAUGACUUAAAACAUACUGGUGCUGGUGUUAUUUCUAUGGCCAAUUCAGGACCAAAUAGUAAUGGAUCACAAUUUUUCAUUACAUUAGCACCUACGCAAUGGCUUGAUGGAAAACAUACAAUUUUUGAUAAUGGACCAAUAAAAUUCCAUUCGAGUGAAUUGGCAACCCGAUAAGACCAUUGUUCGCAGAGAUGACUCUUUUUCUUCUUCAAAAGAAAUAAAGGAUAUUAUAAUAAAAAAUAAUUUAAAUAUAGCAGCUUGCUAAACUAAGAUAUCUUACUUUUAGAUAAGGAACAAAAGACAUCUCAAACGAUCACUUUUUAAUCGUUAUGAUUUCAGGUAAACUGAUACUUCAUCCUUUUAUGCCAUUAUUAUAAUUUAAGAAAAUUAUAAUUAUUUCCGCCGUAUAUUUUAUAAAUUAGUAUAUAGAAUACUAUCUAUAUAGAAUAUCUAACAUAGAAUUAUUCUAUAUGUUAUAUAUGUUAUAAAAUAUGUGAAAUAUUUUUGACAUAAAAAAUUUUGAUUUUCCCGAUUGUUAAUAAUUCUUGUGGGAGUUGAUUUGAACAAAUAAAUCAUAUUAGGCAAUGUUUUAAUAAUGAAACGUGAUUAAACGUUAAACGUUAGAUAAACUUUUAUCUAAUUUAUUUCAUUUAAUAAUUGUUCAUUUUGCAUUUGUGCUGUAAUUCAAUCAAUUUCUGUAAUAUCAAUACGAAUUAUUUAAUGUUAUCCACAAGAAGCUAAAUACAUCAUGUAUGUUCUUAUUAUAUUUUUAAUUAUAAUCUGUUUGAUCUCAAAAGUAAAUUUUCAGAUAAGUUUUUUCAAACAUCUUUGAAUUUAAAGCAAUAAAUCUUUUUUAAUACAUAGUUUUUAAUGUAUUAUAAUCAGUUACAGUUUUAAACAUUAAUCUUAAAUACAUUUUAAAAUAAUAAAAAAUAAACUUUGAUGUUUAUAUUAAAACAUAGCAUAUACAUAUUCUACUAUUACUAUAUUACUACUAUUCUACUAUUACUAUAAAGCAAAUUAUCAUCUAAACAUAACAGAAAUAUAAAUCGAUAUUUUAAAUUUUAGGAUAAGUAAAUUUUUUUUUCAUAUAAGAUUUAAUUUUUUUUCUUUGAAAUCAUAUAAUUCUUAUUAUAUUAACAAAUAUAGUAUUACAUUGAGUCAUAAAUAAUUUCCGAUUCAGUUAAAUAGAAUCCAUGUUCAUAUCUACUCACUAUAAGUCACCGGGACAAACGAGUUUUUGUUUUUACUAAAUAAAUAAGGGUUCAGUUAGUCUUCUAACAACUAUUUUGUGUGAUGCAUGUUUCAUUAAAUUGUUGUUCAUAACCCCUAAAAGAAAAAGUGAAUCAUGUGAAUUUAUGUUGUUCAUAAAAAAUACCUAAAAAAGUAAAAAAAUACAUGUAUUUUGAGAAUUUAAACAAAGAAAUAAUGUUAAAGCGACAGUUAAAAAAAUAUGCACUGUAUAUAGUGAAAGUCUAAUAAGUAACCUGAAAGUUAGAAAUUGGUUUGUCAAAUUUCAUUCUGGAGAUGAUUUAAGAAUGAACCGAGAGCAGAACGUCCUUCCGAUCUUGACGAAAACCUUUUAAAGACAAUAUUGGAGCAAAAUUCACGUCAAUCAACAAAAGAGGUUAAAGCAGGAAGAUUGAAUACAUCACAAUCAACUGUUUGCCGUCACUUGAAAAAAUUAGGAAAAGUUAGCAAGUUAGAAGUAUGAAUACUUCAUAAUCUUAGUGAAUGGAAUAAAAAAGAUCGCAUGUCAAUUAUUAUAUCAAUUACUAUAAGUCUGCUAUCACAAGUAAAAAUCGAGUUUUUUUAAACAGGAUUAUAACAGGUGAUAAAAAAUAAAUCAACCAUUCCUACCAGAUCUGAAAACAAACAUCUAUGGAAAAAAGAUUUAUUGUGUAUGUGAUAGGAUUGUCGAGAUAUAAUUACGAGUUUUUGAAGUCAAAUUGAAUAUUACUGCGGAUAUAUAUAUUUAACAGCUGCAAAGAGUGAAAGAAAAAUUCUAUGAAAAGCGUCAUGCACUCAUCAAUUGCAAAAACAUCAUUCUUUUACAUACCAAUGAGUGACCAUAUGUAGCAAGAGCAACUUAAGAUAAUUCUUGAACUUGGAUGAUCAGUUUUAUUACAUCCAUCUUAUUUUCUGGAUUUUGUCCCAAUAAACUAUAACUUUUUCUGUUUCUUGUAAAACUUUUUGAAUGAAAAAACUUUCAAUUCUGAAGAGCAAGUCAGUCAAGCUGUCAAAAAUUUCUUUUAAUUCAAACUAAUCACAUUUUACAAGAAUUGAUAAGUUGUCAAGAAAUUGGGAAAAGAUCAUACAUAAUAGUGAAUAUGUAAUAAAUUAAUAUAACUUUAUUAUUUAAGCAAAUUAUCAUUAAUGUUAUAAAAGCAAAAUAAGUAUCUAAUAAAAAAAAAUUAUUUAUGAUUCGACUUAAUAUAUUGUUUUCUAUAAUAAUAAAUAUGUAUUGAUCUAUUUUUAGAUAAAAAAAUGUUAAUUUAGAAAAUAUUUUAAUUUAAAUUAUAUGAAAAAUCAUAUAAAAUGAUUACGUAUACUAUGAUUACAUACAUAUUACGUAUAAUAUGAUAUUCGGUUUUUUAUAUUUUUUUAAUAUAUAUAAAUUGUGUACAAAAUUUUUUUUACUAAGUUAUAGUAUAGUGAAACAUUAAAUUUUAUGAAAUAUACGUAAUAGGUGACUAUUUUUGUUUUAAAUAUUUCUAUAAAAUUAGCAAUUAUAGCAAUAUAUAGGAAUAUAAAGCAAUAUUAUUCUAUAAUAUUAUUAUUAUAUCAAUUAUAUAUCAUUAUAUUUAUUGGUUUUAUCAUUUGUUAUUUAUAUAACAUAUGAUAUUUUAUAUGUAAAAAUAAAAAAGAAAAUGUAAAUGUUUAAAUAUUCAUUUUAUUAAUAAAAACUGUUAUAAUAUAUA